CUCUAUUGUCGUUAUCGAAUGUUCGUUAAUUUGAACGUCAUUCGAGUUAUUUUUUGUCGAACGUUCAUAUUGUGUGAGAAAAGGUCGAAGCUUAUGCAAAAGAAAUGUCGGAAAAUAAAACAAUCUGCAAGAGAACUAAUAAAAAUCAGUUCGAAAAGCUAGUCGAACUGAUGGAAUCGAACCCAAAUCUAGCGAGAGGUGUUGGAGAGUUUGGUUCUUCCAAAAAAAACCAAAAGGAAUAUUGGGACCAAUUUGCUACAACCCUCAACUCACUUGGGCCACCUACUCGUGAUGGAAAAGAAUGGCACAAGGUUUGGCUGGAUUAUAAGCUCAAAAUCAAAAGGAAACUUUCGAUGAAUAAAGCCGAAGUGGUGGCAACUGGUGGAGGUAAAUACUCUCAAGUUUCCUUAACACCUUUGGAACAAGCUGUGGAUGAGCUGCUUGGACUUGAGCAAGCUGUAAGGCCAGAAGGUAUGUGCUUUGGUUCAUCUCACCAAAUUUCAGAGGACUUAAUUAUCGGCUUACAAGACAUUGAAGUGCUCAACGAAAAAGACCCUGGUGAAGCCGAUACACAAAAAUCACCACCGCCCCCACUAACAGCAAUGAAAAGAACCACAAUGAAUGAAAAUUCUGAAAAAGAACGCCUUCGCUUGUUACAAGGCCAAACUGCAACACAGACAGAGUUGGUAAAAAUCGAAAAAGAAAAGUUAAGUUUUCUGUCCGACAUCGCCAGAUUUUCCAGAAAAAGCUACGAAAUUCAAAGAGAGAAGCUUGCUCUAUUAAAAGCAGCAGAAAAAAGGAAAGAAAAAGAAAAUUUCGAUAAAAACCGUCGCCAUGCUGAGUAUCUGGAAAUGGAAACGAAAAAGCACAAAUUGGAGAUGCUUAAAUUUAAUUUAAAAAAUUAA
This is a messenger RNA of Eupeodes corollae, 905 nucleotides long. RefSeq lists its product as uncharacterized. Gene Ontology annotation, cellular component: nucleus. The coding region runs from base 105 to 905 and encodes 266 amino acids. Lineage: Eukaryota; Metazoa; Arthropoda; Insecta; Diptera; Syrphidae. The transcript has 3 exons. The record is from RefSeq and is a predicted model, not a curated record.